This is a messenger RNA of Dictyostelium discoideum AX4, 1542 nucleotides long. RefSeq names its product peptidase S28 family protein. Gene Ontology annotation, biological process: proteolysis. NCBI's taxonomy places the organism in Eukaryota, Evosea, Eumycetozoa, Dictyosteliales, Dictyosteliaceae. The record is from RefSeq and is a predicted model, not a curated record. Gene Ontology annotation, molecular function: serine-type exopeptidase activity. The transcript has a single exon. The coding region runs from base 1 to 1542 and encodes 513 amino acids.
AUGAUGGUGGUUUUUAAAUUAUUAAUAAUUUUAUCAUUAAUAUCAAUUAUUAAUUGUAAAGAACAAUUAUAUCAAAGAUAUAGAUCACCAUUUCCAUAUUAUAGUAAAAAACAUGUAGAUAGAAAACAACAAGAACAAGAACAACACUUUGUUUCUAAUGAUCCACCACCACCACCACCACCAUAUCAAGAACUUUUUUUUUUACAAACAUUAGAUCAUUUUAAUUUUCAAUCAAAAGGUGAAUUUGCACAAAGAUAUUUAGUAUCAGAUGUUUAUUGGAAAAAACCAUCACCAAAUGAUAAAGUAUGUCAAGGACCAAUACUUUUCUAUACAGGUAAUGAAGGUGAUAUAACAUUGUUCUAUGAUAAUUCACAAUUUGUAACCAAUGUAUUAGCACAAGAAAUGAAUGCAUUAUUAAUUUUUGCUGAACAUCGUUACUAUGGUGAAUCAUUACCAUUUGGUAAUGACUCAUGGACAUCUGAUAAUAUUGGAUAUUUAACAAGUGAGCAAGCAUUGGCAGACUAUGCACAAUUGAUACCAGCUGUUUUGUCAGAGAUGGGUGCAGAGCAUUGUCCAGUACUUUCAGUGGGUGGCUCAUAUGGUGGUAUGCUAACUGCAUGGUUUAGAAUGAAAUAUCCAAACAUUGUCGAUGGUGCAUUGGCAGCAAGUGCACCAAUUCUUAGUUUUUUAAAUACUGGUGUAAAUCCAGAGACAUUCAAUAAGAUUGCCACUGAUGAUUUUAAAGACACAAGCUCUGAAGGCACAUGUGCAUCUCGUAUCAGAUCGGCUUUGAAUGAUAUCGUCACCAUUUCAACACAAUCCAAUGGUUUAGCACAAUUGAGUAAAACUUUCUCAGUUUGUGGUGCACCAUUGACCGAUGUUAAUGAUUUAAUCAAUUGGAUUGAGUCUGCUUUAACUUAUAUGGCCAUGGCAGACUACCCAUAUCCAGCAAACUUUUUAGAACCAAUGCCAGGUUACCCAAUCAAUGUAUCUUGUAGUGCUUUGGCUCAACAAGAAGACGAUAUUCAAGGACUCUUGGAGGUGUUACAUGUUUACUAUAACUACACUGGUCAAGCUGGUACUUGCUAUAACAUGUCUGUAUUUACCACUGGUGCAUUGGGUGAUGCAAGUUGGAAUUAUCAAGCAUGUACUGAAAUGGUUAUGCCUGUAAGUUCAGAUGGUGUAAAUGAUUUCUUCCCACCUUCACCAUUCUCUUUAUCUGAUUUAACUCAACAAUGCCAACAACAAUUUCAAACUACCCCAGAUCCAUAUUGGAUUACUACCUAUUAUGGUGGUAGUAAUUUCUCUGCCACUAAUAUCAUCUUUUCAAAUGGUGUACUCGAUGUUUGGAGAUCUGGUGGUAUUUUAGAAACUCGUUCAGAUUCAAUCGUUGCUCUUACCAUUGAAGGUGGUGCUCAUCAUUUAGAUCUUAGAUAUCCAAAUCCAUUAGAUCCACCUUCUGUCACUCAAGCUCGUGAAAUUGAAUCAAAAUUAUUACAACUUUGGGCAAGUGAAGCCUCUUUAUUAAAACAAAGAAAAUAA